This is a messenger RNA of Cuscuta campestris, 1769 nucleotides long. Lineage: Eukaryota; Viridiplantae; Streptophyta; Magnoliopsida; Solanales; Convolvulaceae. The record is from the annotation of a GenBank genome assembly.
AGCUUCUCUGAUUUUCCGUUUCCUACUACCGUUGAUUUACACCCUUCGACGCCGCUGAACCUUCCCGGAGAUCCUGGCCCAUCCAACAGGCGAUCUCUUCCUUCCCGCCCUUACAUCGAUGUCCUUCGAGGAUUUUCAACAACCCUAGAAGCAGAUGGUAGAAGCGGUCACACAGCAAUUCCCCUCCCGCCUCUUGCCCAAUUGCAAGUCUCCGAAACCCUCAGGCGAGAACCCCCAAAGAGAAUCCAAGCCAAAACUCAGGCACCGGCAAAAUUCCGCAUUGAAGGUAAGAUUUUCACCUUCACUGAAUCAAUUUUCAAUAAGAAAAUCUGCGUUACUGAAAAAUGUUGGAAAAAAAAGCUUCAACAUAUGGUUAGGGUUGGACACAUGUUCUUGGCUCUUAGAGGCGCUUCAGUCUCUUACAAUUGAAGGAGGUCUGCGUACAUCCUACCCAAGAGAGAAGAGGAGACUGCUCACCAUUUUUUUUCACUCCUACAGAUUUGGUAACCAUCUCAAAAUCUGUGAGCAUCACCAAGACGGCAAGACAUGGAUUCUCAUCCCGAAAGGUAAUCAAGAUUCUGGGAUUACUUCUUUCAUCUCCUGCUUUAAGAAAAUUUAUGUCAACUUGAGGUCCUCUAUUCCCCAUCCCCCUCCUUUUGUUGACAAUGCCUUAGUUUGUGCUUGGACUCAACCUUCUCCUCAACAAUCUUCAAACUCCAUCUCUGCCACUUUACUUAAAUUGGAAUUUUCAGAGAGUCUGCACCACCCCCCUCAUGGCCCUCCAAUUACCCCUGCAACCACAAAGCAGUCAACACUACAAGGCACCCUUUCUGCUUCAGCCCCAGCUUUCACCCCUCAAAGACUUGUCACUACACCAGGCCAAACUCUUGAUAUGGCCUGUACAAAACCUCUUCAUUUCCAGGGAUGUUCUAAUUCAGACAAUGAUUUGGACAGCCCUCAUUGGGGCAAAAACCUAGGUUACAUCUCCGGGCCUGAAAUUAAUCCUUUGGACAACAGAAAAAACUUCCCUCAAAUGUCUCUGAAGAUGAAUGGGUAACGGACAGAGGCUCAGAUGAUGAGGAAGACUGGCACGCCCAUAAAGAGGUCAACAAGAAAAAAAACCUUAAGAAAUUUGACCAAUUAUGUUUGCAAUUCAAGGAUAGUCCCCAUCCAAGAAGAAGUAAGAGGUUAACAGAACUUAAAGCCAAGUGUGUGUGGGAACAAAUUUGAUUGGUGAGAAUGCUGUCAAGAUUUUCUCCUCAUGAUGUUCACCGUCUUCCUUAAUCCAGUGCUGCAGGUCGUUAUCAGGUUAUAAAUUAUCAUAAUCUAAUUCUGGUCUGAGAAUGGCAGUGUGUUUACACUAACUUUGGAUGACAUUUUAAAUGUAUAAACCUUAUGACUUUACCUUUGGCAAGCUUUCAAUGUUUUUGCUUAGAAUUGAAAGUGAACAAUUUGGCUCUAGAUGGUUUUGGCGCUGUUACUUGUGAAAAUACAACUAUGUGAAGGGAACCGUUUCUGGUGUUUGCUUCAUCUAUCAACUUACGGAUGAGCAGAAUUUCUGUCAUCUUUUCUGGAGCUGAUUCAUGCGUUUAGCUAGAAUUGCUGGACAGAACUUAGUGACUCCCAACCUGGUCAUUUGGGCAGACUGCAUUCUGCUCUCAUGUGAUUUUUAUUGUUUGGCUUGAUGCUGCUUGUUUUAUAUUAGUUUGGAUAGUUUCUCUCUUGGGUGUAGUAUUUACUCUUUUUUGGGACAGCUUGUAGGGAUCCGU